AUGGACGAAGGAGAGGCUAGUCGUAGAAGCGAAGAUGAUUCUACCGAUCGCGACAACCAGCCUCAAAUAGAUAAAGGAGAGUUUGAUGAUCAAAAUGAAGUCGAGGAAAGCGGAGGCAAAGAAUCUGAAAGGAAGUCACCUGCCAGUGAAGAAUUAGAAGAAGGGGAGGUAUGCAGUGACGAAGAAAAAGAAAAUACGAAGCAAGACGUAAAUAUUAGUGAGGAAGAAUCUUCAUCCAAAUUGGACCAAGGUGAAAUUGAUCCACCCGUUGCAAAUAGUCAAGUUCGCGACAGCAAUAAUAGUGGUAAUGGUUUUGGCAUGGUAGAGAAUAGAUAUCGCAACAAUAGAAAUGAUGAUUUAAUGCGCAAUUAUGCUGCAGAAGAUUGCGAAGCUCCUCAUUCAUAUGACAGAGGUGGAUGGAAUAGAGACCAAGAGUUAAGGUAUGAUAGAGCUGCUCGUAAGCCUACCCCACCACCUGAUAGAUUAACUUCUGCAUGGGAGCUCGGGAUCAAGCAAGCGAGAGAGGCAAGAAAGAAAAGUGAAAAGAGAGGACAAACAAAAGAUUCACAAAUAGAUAGCUACGAAAGUCGAUAUUAUAAGGAUGAUUAUACCAAUACAGAUGAAACUAUUAGAAAAGAGAGAAGGGAUGAAAAUUACGAUUAUGAUCGUCGCGAUUCUAGAAGAGGAAACUUCAGGCGCGAUUUCUCUCCAUCGGAUAAGAGAAACUACGGUGGUCAUUCACCCUCAGAUGAUGGAUCCGAAGUAGGCUAUCAACGUUCUAAUCGCCGACCUGAUGAUUGGACUGACCCAUGGCGGAGAUCGCCAUUUAGAGCUAGACAUUCAUCGGGAUCUCAUUGGAAUCGAAAUGACAGAUAUGAAAGUAGACGACGAUAUUCCAGGUCGUAUUCUCGUGAUAGAAGUAGAACUCGUUCGAGAUCUAGGGAUAGGUAUCCUCGAUCACGUCACAGAUCUCCAUAUUUUAGAAGAUAUGAUGAAAGAGAGCCUUUCGAGCAUGGUGAUAACUCUCAUGGGAGAUAUCGAACCCCCUCGCCAAAUUACCGAAGUUCUAUGAACGAAAGAAGAUCAAGAUCGACAUCGAGAGGCCGUUACGAAAAAACCGGAUCGGAUAGACCUCAUUCGGGAUCUCGAUCUCCGUCAAGAUCUCCGCACUCUGGUAGAUCGCGGAGGAGUACGAAAUCUGGGCAGCAACCGAAUUCUUCUAAGCGGAAAGAGCAACUAUUACAAGAGUUGAAGGAUGUUGAAGAUGCAAUUCGAAGAAAAAAGACUAAGGGCAGCAUGCCCUUUAACGAUAAGGAAAUAUAA
Messenger RNA from Trichoplax adhaerens, 1323 nucleotides. RefSeq lists its product as uncharacterized. The record is from RefSeq and is a predicted model, not a curated record. Lineage: Eukaryota; Metazoa; Placozoa; Uniplacotomia; Trichoplacea; Trichoplacidae. The transcript has 6 exons. Bases 1 to 1323 code for a protein of 440 amino acids.